GCUAGCAUUGGGAUGGCACCUUACGAGGUUUUGUAUGGCAGGAGAUGUAGGUCUCCAUUGUAUUGGGAUGAAGUAGGUGAAAGGAAACUUCUAGGGCCAGAGAUUAUUUAGCAGACCACCGAAAAGAUAGAUAUCAUUCGGGCUAGAAUGAAAGCAGCUCAAAGUCAACAGAAGAGCUAUGCAGAUAAACGCCGCCGUCAGUUAGAAUUUGCGAUGGGAGAUAAGGUUUUCUUGAGAAUUUCACCAAUGAAAGGAGUUAUGAGAUUCGGAAAGAAAGGUAAGUUGAGUCCUAGAUACAUUGGGCCGUUUGAGAUUCUUGAUCGGUUUGGACCGGUGGCGUACAGGGUGGCUCUACCACCGGCGUUCUCGGGAGUGCAUAAUGUGUUCCAUGUGUCCAUGUUGAGAAAGUAUAUCCAUGACCCCACUCACAUCAUAGAUCAUGAACCCUUGCAGAUUCAAGAGGACAUGACCUACACCGAGGAACCAUUGCGGAUUCUGGACAGGAAAGAGCAAGUGUUGCGGAAUCGAACUAUUUCUUUGGUUAAAGUAUUGUGGAAUAAUCAUGCUAUCAAUGAAGCAUCUUGGGAAUUCGAGGAAGAGAUGCGAGUAAAGUAUCCUCACUUGUUCGAAAUAAAUUAUUAUAGCUUGUAACGAAUUCCGAG
This is a messenger RNA of Juglans microcarpa x Juglans regia, 662 nucleotides long. RefSeq lists its product as uncharacterized. The record is from RefSeq and is a predicted model, not a curated record. Lineage: Eukaryota; Viridiplantae; Streptophyta; Magnoliopsida; Fagales; Juglandaceae. Bases 148 to 651 code for a protein of 167 amino acids. The transcript has a single exon.